Molecule: messenger RNA, 2387 nt
Organism: Bradysia coprophila
Lineage: Eukaryota; Metazoa; Arthropoda; Insecta; Diptera; Sciaridae
Product: venom dipeptidyl peptidase 4-like
Biological process (GO): proteolysis
Cellular component (GO): plasma membrane
Molecular function (GO): dipeptidyl-peptidase activity; serine-type peptidase activity
Source: RefSeq, a predicted model, not a curated record
AUUGUUGGACGAUAAUCAGCGAUUUGAAAUAAUAGGUAAUCAAACGUCGUCAAACUGAUAAAGUGUAUCGUUGGAUGAUUUAGUUCAAAUUUAUUGUUCAACAUGGCAACAUGUAGGAAAGGCAAGUGUGCCAUCUUGUGCUUGGUCUACCUUUCAAUAGGCUGUAUAACUGCAAUACCUGUCAACACCAGGCAAAGCGACAAAUUGCCGUUCGAAUUCGACGACAUUUUUCCCAGUCGUUUUUCUUUCCGCGGAUUUAACGGUUCAUGGAUUUCAGAUGAUCAAUUCAUAUUCCGAAGUGGGGAUCUCCAGGCAUAUAACGUAACUGCCGAAAAUGCUGAAUUCUUUUUGGAAGCAUCCGUUUUAAGUCGCUACCCCACCUAUACGUUUUCGGCUGACUACAAGAAAAUUCUAAACCGAUAUGAUGUGACGAGUAUCUUUAGACAUUCGAUUGUGGCACGAUACAGAAUUUAUGAUAUUGAAAGCGGAAAUGAAUAUAGCAUAGGCAACGGUGAACUUUUAAACUUUUGUGUCUGGUCACCAAACGGAGAAGAUGUCGCCUUCGUAUUUAAGAACAACGUUUUCGUUCGUCGAGCAUCCGGCGAAGAAAUUCAACUGACAUCAGAUGGAGUUGAUGGUGUCAUCUAUAAUGGCGUUCCCGAUUGGGUCUAUGAAGAGGAAGUGCUCGGCAGUGGUGGAGCAUUAUGGUUUUCGCCCAACGGACAGAAAAUUGCCAUUGGAAGCUUCGAUGAUACCGAAGUUGAGGAAUUUACAUACGUUUUGUAUGAAGAUCAGUAUGAGAAAGAAGUUGCUCUUCGAUACCCAAAGCCUGGACGAGUAAAUCCAACCGUAGCCUUUAGAUAUAUUGACCUAACGGACGAUACUCUUACUUGGCAUCAAUUUCCAGCUCCAAUUGAGAAAGUAAAGGAAGAUCAUAUACUGUAUUCUGUAAACUGGAUUACUGAUGAUUUAGUAGGUGCAUUUUGGCUGAAUAGACGACAAAAUGAAGGAAGCUAUCAGAUUUGUAGUACAUCCGGCGAUAGGAGUUGUUUUGAGGGUUUUGAGUUGCGUGAACCGGAAGGAUGGGUUGAAAUCAGUACCCCACGUUGCACUCCUUCGGGUGAUCAUUGCUUUUUCAUUGGGUUCGGAAACGGUAAUUGGCGAAAUGUACAUCGUUACACACUAAGUACACCAGGGGUCGCACCAAUUCCAAUGUUUCCUGAUGAGUUUACCGUUCAGAGUAUCAAUGGAUUCAGUGAUGAUGGAAAUGACGUUUACUUCACUACUACACUGACCCAUCAACCACAUACCCGACAUGUGUACAAAAAUAACGAAUGUUUAACUUGCGAAGUUACUGGAUCGGAGGACGAGGUUUGCGAAUAUGCUAGCGCAAGUUUCAGUCAAGCCUUCACAUAUUUUGCAUUGUCAUGCUCUGGACCUAGACCUUCUUAUACAAGAAUUUAUCGCACCGCCGAUAGACUUGAACUUAUAUCGUGGGAAGAAAAUACAGCCAAUCGUGAACGUUUGAACGAUUACCAACGACCACUCGUCCACUUCGAAAAUGUUCCGGUAGCCAAUGGUUUCACAGCCGCUGUUAAGCUAACACUUCCACCGGAAAUUGAUUUAAAUUCGUCAACCCAAAAGUACCCAAUGGUAGUGGAAGUAUACGGUGGACCAAAUUCGGUUCGAGUGACAAACUCGUUUUCGAUUGGGUUCAAAGACUAUCAAGUCACGUCGCGCAAAAUCAUCCACUGUCAAAUUGAUGGACGCGGUUCCGGAAAUAAGGGAAAACAGCUGCUCUUCACAAUGAACAAUCGAAUGGGCACAGUCGAAAUUGAAGAUCAAAUUGCGGUGACAAAAUAUCUUCAGCAAAAAUAUCGAUUCAUCGACGAGACUCGAACGGGAAUUUGGGGCUGGAGUUAUGGAGGCUAUGCAACAGCAAUGGCUUUAUCCACAGACACCGAGCACAUAUUCAAAUGCGGAGUAUCGGUUGCACCGGUAUCCGCAUGGAUUUAUUACGAUUCCAUUUACACGGAACGGUAUAUGGGUUUGCCAACGGACGACGACAAUAUUGUGAAUUACAAUGCAACCGAUGUCACUCAACACAUUAACGAGCUAAAGAACCACGAGCUGUUAUUGAUGCACGGUAAUGCUGACGACAAUGUUCAUUUCCAACAGGCGAUGGUUCUAACUAAAGCGUUAGUUAACGCUGAUGUACAGUUCGAACAAGCAAGCUACCCGAAUGAGGCACAUGGUCUAUCUGGAGUUACCCGUCAUGUGUAUCAUACAAUUGAUAAAUUCUGGGGCAAUUGUUUCAAUCUUGAUAGCUAGAAAAGUAAAUUGUCCCUUUUUCAGAUCAAUUUAAACAAUAAAAUCAGUUGCCAGUG